AUGGUAAGAACACGAGGUUCAUCUUUUAGUUCUCGUGGAGAGACUUCUACAGGAGAAAGUUCUCGAGGAGAGAGUUCUGCACAGGGUGAAGGUAGGAGACGACCUACAGCUUCAGCUCGGAGAAGACGUGUAGCUCCAAUUCAGGAUGACCCUAUAGCCGAGGACCGAGUGUUUGAGGAGGAGGCAUAUCACGCCUAUGAAGGUCCUGUUCACGAAGAGGCAUUUGAGGCUCCUCAUGACGAUAAUGAGGAGGAGGAACAUCUCGAUGUUCCUGACAUACAGGAGGAGGAUGUCGGUGGAUUUCCUGGAGGUCCACUUGAUGCUUCAUUGCUGACACACUAUGUUCAGCAUGAUCGAAGGGAGAUACUGAAGUUGAUCUCCCAUGGUAAAAAAAUUAAUAAGUUAGGACCGUGCACCGAAGGAAUUCAACACAUUGUGUUGAAUUCUGCUUUGAUGCCUCUCACAGAUAUUUUCUAUGAUUACGUUGAUAAGGGCUUGUUGCUCGGUUUCAUAGAGAGAUGGCACUUUGAGACAAGUAGUUUCCAUGUCCCUGUAGGGGAGAUGUCGAUCACUCUUGACGAUGUCUCCACUUUACUUCACCUUCCAGUACUAGGACAAUUAUGUGAUUUGGAGGAGUUGGAGUUUGAGGAGACUCGUACAACCCUUGUAGAACUGCUCGGCAUUGAUGGUGGCGCAGCUGGUGUUGAGACGGAGGAUGCACAUGGUCUGAAAGUCAGACUCAGCUGGCUAAGAGAGAUAUAUGUUCAGAGAUGUAACGCGUGUGGUAUAUAUGCUUGGAGUGUUCCUACACUCGCCCAUUUGUACGACCAGCUCGGGGAUGCGAGUUUGGCUUCCACGAAACAGAUGGCUGGAUUUCUGACUUUGUUUCAGAGUUGGACAUACGAGUAUUUUCCUACCAUGGGAAGGAGGAGGUUGGUGUCUUCUUAUGAUGAGACCACACCACGUGCGGCUAGGUGGCAGAGCCCUCGGCAGAGUUCGACUCUUGCGGAGAUUCGGUCGCAGUUGGAUGGCCUGACAUACAGUGGAGUUGUAUGGCAUCCAUAUGAGGGACAUCGGGGCAUUCGUCCAUUCUUUGGCAUUUGUAUGUAUUCUGGAUGGAUUCGGAUUAGUGACACCCUUUCCCGUCAUUUGCCUGAGCGUGUGAUGAGGCAGUUUGGGUUAUACCAGGAGAUUCCAUGA
This is a messenger RNA of Vigna umbellata (rice bean), 1200 nucleotides long. Lineage: Eukaryota; Viridiplantae; Streptophyta; Magnoliopsida; Fabales; Fabaceae. The record is from RefSeq and is a predicted model, not a curated record.